This is a messenger RNA of Benincasa hispida (wax gourd), 1693 nucleotides long. RefSeq names its product basic helix-loop-helix (bHLH) DNA-binding superfamily protein (gene SPCH). Lineage: Eukaryota; Viridiplantae; Streptophyta; Magnoliopsida; Cucurbitales; Cucurbitaceae. The record is from RefSeq and is a predicted model, not a curated record. Gene Ontology annotation, molecular function: DNA-binding transcription factor activity; protein dimerization activity. Gene Ontology annotation, biological process: positive regulation of DNA-templated transcription; guard cell differentiation; stomatal complex development. Gene Ontology annotation, cellular component: nucleus.
CUUCUUCAUAUUUCUUCUCUUUCUCCUUGCUGAACCGUUUGAUCCUCACAUAUCCAACGGUCAUUAUUUCAAGAACUAUAGCUAAUAACUUGAAAAAUGGUGUUGAUGGUGAUAGUUUAGUCCCUUUCAUAUUCUCCCCUCCCUCUUAUUUACUUCCCUUUUAGCCAUCCUUUCUUGAUCUUGACAAUAUAUCUCUUUUCAUUUCCUCCAAUUUCCUUCUAUCUAGGUCAUUUUCUUUGGCUAUUCUUUCCCUUUUUUCAAGACAAAAAGAUCCAAACUUUGUGUUUUUCUUUAUCUCAAGAGCAACAAAAACAUACUACAACCAUGGUUGAUACUUUUGCUGAUCUCUUCCAACAAAAUGAAGAAUUUGUCGACCAUACUACUUCGAAUCCCCAUUUCGAAGGAGAUGACCUCUUUAGUAUCUUUGAGAGUUUGGAGAGCGUUGCUGAGUUCACUAUGAUCGAAGAUGAUAUUGAGCCUACUAAAGACGGCGAAGAAACCACAAGCUUGGUCUUCUCUGAGACAGAGCUUGAGACUUCGCCAAAAAGCAAGCGAUUGAAGACGACAACGGCGACAUCUCCCACCAUUGCUAUGACGACGGGUCUUUCUUCCUCGGAGGAUCCAAACCUUGACGGACCUCAAAGAAUGUCGCAUAUUACAGUGGAACGCAACCGCAGGAAGCAAAUGAAUGAACACUUGACUGUUUUGAGAUCACUCAUGCCUUGCUUCUAUGUCAAGAAAGGAGAUCAAGCUUCAAUAAUUGGAGGGGUGGUGGAAUACAUCAAAGAGUUGCAACAAGUUCUUCAAUCAUUAGAGGCCAAAAAGCAAAGGAAAGUUUAUAGUGAAGUAUUGAGCCCUAGGGUUGUUUCAAGUCCAAGGCCUAAUUUACCAAUGAGUCCAAGAAAACCACCACUAAGCCCUCGCCUUAACUUGCCAAUUAGUCCAAGAACUCCACAACCCACUAGCCCUUACAGCAAGCCUCCUCCAAGGUUGCAACAACCUCCCUCCGCUGUGGCCGCCGCCGUCGCUGGUGAUGGUGGCUAUAAUAUCUCUUCAAGUAGCUCUUGCACCAGCAAUAUUGCUAAUAAAAGCAACAACUCGUUAGAGCCAUCUCCUUGUAAUUCAUGUUCAACCACAAAUUCCUCCAUUGACAAUAUAAGUAGUAAUAAUAAUAAUAAUAAUAAUAAUGGGAACAAUAAUGAUCUUGUGGCAAAUUCAAAAUCAGCCAUAGCUGAAGUUGAGGUGAAGUUUACAGGUCCAAAUGUGGUUUUGAAGACAGUAUCUCCUCCAAUCCCUGGCCAAGCUGUGAAGAUCAUUUCUGCACUUGAACAACUCUCCCUUGAAAUUCUCCAUGUCAAGAUCACUACACUUGAUGAAACCAUGUUUAACUCAUUUACAAUUAAGAUUGGAAUUGAAUGCCAACUUAGUGCAGAGGAAUUGGCUCACCAAAUUCAGCAAACAUUCUGCUAAUUGAAGUUUGAAUAUUGAAGGGAUAAUUAUGCAUGGGGGACUUUCUCUGUCUACAGAAAAGAGUACGGAUCAUCAGAAAUAAAGUAGGAAGUGGGGAAGGCUUUUUUUUUUUAAUCACUCUUAACAUAAAUUAAUAUGUAAUUCUCUCUUUCUCUAGCUAUAAUUCUUUUUAGUUUUUUCCAACUAAAACUCUUCUACUUCUACUCAUAUAAUUUUAAUUAUU